This is a messenger RNA of Hibiscus syriacus, 798 nucleotides long. RefSeq lists its product as uncharacterized. The transcript is spliced from 3 exons. NCBI's taxonomy places the organism in Eukaryota, Viridiplantae, Streptophyta, Magnoliopsida, Malvales, Malvaceae. The record is from RefSeq and is a predicted model, not a curated record. Bases 1 to 798 code for a protein of 265 amino acids.
AUGAAAGAGUUCCAAGAUACCCUCUUCGACCUAGAACUUUCCGAUCACCCUUUCUUUGGCCCCACCUUCACUUGGAGUAACAAACAACAAGAAUCUCACCUCGUGAGAAAGCUUGAUAGGGUUAUAUUUAACCCUUCGUGGUUUACUACUUUUCCAAAAUCUCAUGUGGAAUUUCAAGCACCGGUUGCCGUUAAAACUAAGAGGGAAACUAUCAGAGUUCUUGUUGAUGACAAUGGGAACAAAUUAGAAUCCUAUGAUGAAAUGGAUGCUGAACUGAUUGGGUAUUUCACUAACUUGAUUGGAACAGAAAAUACAGAAGUUAAAGCCUGCGACCAGAAUAUACUUCAUAAUUUUCUUCAAUACUCUCUGCCUUCAGACAUUUCGAAUGCACUUAUUAAAGAAGUAACACGAGAGGAGAUUAAAGAAGUUGUUUUCUGUCAAGUUGUCUAUAAAGCUGUUACAAAAAUUCUGGUCAAAAGACUAACAAAUUUACUCCCUAAUAUUGUUUCCCGAAAUCAAACUACUUUUGUCAAAGGAAGGAACAUUGAUAACACUCUUCUUGCACAGGAGCUAGUCAGAGGUUAUGGUAGGAAGACUAUCUCUCCUAGGUGCUCAUUGAAAAUUGACAUCCACAAGGCUUUUGAUUCUCUGCAUUGGGAUUUUAUCUCUGCUGUUCUGAAUGCUAUUGGUCUUCCUAGAAUUUUCAUUAAAUGGGUUGAAGCUUGUUUCACAGGAGCUCGUUAUUCCAUCUCUUUCAAUGGAAGUCUAAUUGGUUAUUUCAAAGGGCCAAAGGCUUAA